Marmota monax (woodchuck) is the source of this 951-nucleotide messenger RNA. Its product is annotated as olfactory receptor 51H1-like. NCBI's taxonomy places the organism in Eukaryota, Metazoa, Chordata, Mammalia, Rodentia, Sciuridae. Gene Ontology annotation, molecular function: olfactory receptor activity; G protein-coupled receptor activity. The record is from RefSeq and is a predicted model, not a curated record. Bases 1 to 951 code for a protein of 316 amino acids. Gene Ontology annotation, biological process: G protein-coupled receptor signaling pathway. The transcript has a single exon. Gene Ontology annotation, cellular component: membrane.
AUGAUGAACUUGAGCACAUCACAGGCCAAUCACCAUAGUUUCAUUCUGACAGGUAUCCCAGGGAUGCCAGACAAGAACCCAUGGAUGGCCUUUCCACUGGGAUUUCUCUACACUCUAACACUCUUGGGGAAUGGUACCAUCCUGGCAGUCAUCAAGGUGGACCAGAGUCUCCAUGAGCCCAUGUACUACUUUCUCUCUCUCUUGGCUCUGACUGAUGUUAGUCUCUCCAUGUCCACCUUGCCAACUAUGCUCAGCAUCUUCUGGUUCAAUGUCCCUGAGAUUUCCUUUGAUGCAUGCAUCACACAGAUGUUCUUUAUCCAUGGUUUAGGAGGAGUAGAAUCCGGAGUUCUAGUGUCCAUGGCCUUUGACAGAUUUGUGGCUAUCCGAGACCCACUACGCUAUGCCUCCAUCCUCACCCAUGGUGUUAUUGGAAAGAUUGGAAUAGCUGUCCUCACCCGGGCAUUCUGUGUGGUCUUCCCUGUGCCAUUCCUUAUAAAGCGACUGCCCUUCUGCCAUUCCAAUGUCUUAUCUCAUUCGUAUUGUCUUCACCAAGAUGCAAUGCGGCUAGCCUGUGCCAGCACCCGCGUCAACAGCCUCUAUGGCCUCAUCAUCGUCAUUCUCACGCUGGGGCUAGAUGCCCUUAUCAUCCUCUUUUCUUAUGUACUCAUCCUGAAGAUGGUGCUGAGCAUUGCCUCCAGAGCGGAAAGGCUCAAAGCCCUCAACACUUGUCUUUCUCACAUCUGUGCUGUGCUUCUCUUCUAUGUUCCUCUCAUUGGUGUCACCAUGAUCCACAGGUUUGGGAAACGCUUAUCACCAGUAGUGCACACACUCAUGGCCAAUGCCUACCUGCUACUUCCCCCUGUGCUGAACCCCAUUGUCUACAGUGUGAGGACCAAGCAGAUACGGAGACAGAUCAUCCAUGUGUUCCAGGGGAGAAAAAACAGGGCUUAG